This is a messenger RNA of Colius striatus (speckled mousebird), 3450 nucleotides long. It is a transcript of the gene PHOSPHO1, whose product is annotated as phosphoethanolamine/phosphocholine phosphatase 1. The transcript has 3 exons. Gene Ontology annotation, biological process: bone mineralization involved in bone maturation. The coding region runs from base 1064 to 2002 and encodes 312 amino acids. Gene Ontology annotation, molecular function: phosphatase activity. Lineage: Eukaryota; Metazoa; Chordata; Aves; Coliiformes; Coliidae. The record is from RefSeq and is a predicted model, not a curated record.
CUCCUGGGCGCAGGGAAGGUGCAGGGCUGGUUGUGACACCGCUCCGACCUCUGCUCCUCGGUGUUCAGUUAUUAUGCUUCUGCUUCGGGAGCUGUGUGCACAGCCAGGGAUGGGAACGGGACAGGUUUUAUUCCAGGAGUGGUUAAAUCGUUUUAUGAUCCCAAUGAUGUGCCUGAUGGUGCCACAGAGAAAGGGUUUCCUUUCCCUGACAGCAGGACUCUGUUCUCUCAUUUUGCCUUUAAUACUGCCCUGGGGGGGGUGGACAAAUGAGUUUGCCAAAGGUCAGUGAUUGGCUUUUGAGUUCAAAUUAAAAGAAAAACAAACAUGUUGUGCACACUAGAAACUUUUUUUUUGUAAGGUUAAAAAUGUUAAAAAUAGGCAAGAGCAGAGCGUGCUGAGCAAUUCAAACCAGCCCAGAGACUUUGCCUGCAAUUGGAAAUGCCUCCGUGUCCUCUCGAUUUUUGAGGCUCCCAGCUCUGAAUUGGGUGCUGAUCCCCGUCCGUGCUCGCUCGGGUGCGCGGGACCCGAUCCCGCGGCGGAGCGGGGGGGCACGGCGCAGCUCCCCUCUGUGCAGCUCGUCCUGUGCCGAACCCAGUGCUGGAUUAAGCCCCAAGUCCCAGGGCGGUACAGAGGGCUGCGGGGACACGCAGAGGAGAGGACUUGCAGAGAUAAGAAGGGCAGGGAGUGUCGCUGGGCUGCAACCUCCAGGAUCUCUGUGGGGUAGAAGGACCCCGGGGACAGCUGGAGCUGUUGUCAGAGGGCAAGAAAACAUCCAGGUUUUGGGGAUAAAGGCCAGCAGAUCGCUGCUGUUAUCAGGUCUCAUCCUAAGUUCAGUUUGUGAAAGCUUUGACUCAAUUAAUGAACAAAUAUCUGUCUUAUUUUCUGUUUCGACAUUCAGGCUUUGCAUAACGUCGGGGAGCGCGGCCGCUUUGCUUUUAUUUUGGAGGGAGUCCCUUUCGCCGCGCUCCCUCCCUGAAGCGGGUGUGAGUCACCCAGGCGCAGAAAUAGCUCCGCCGGGAGGGGUGACACGGUCCUGCGGGGAUUUCGCUUCUCCCCACGCCGGAUGGAGCCGGCUGCUCCAUCCCACGCCAACAGCCGUGUGCCCACAGGCACCGCCGCCGGCCAGGAGAGCAUCCCGGUAAGCCCGAAGCGCUGCCUUCAGCAACACGCUGCCCUGCAGAGUGAUGGUCUUAAAAUGAAAAGGUGCUGUGAGGGCGUCGGGCUGCCAUGCCUGUUUAAGGGUGUUGGCAUGGCCAGCCCCCGGCCUCCCAGAUACCUCCUCAUCUUCGAUUUUGACGAGACCAUCAUCAACGAGAACAGCGAUGACUCCAUCGUGCGUGCGGCGCCGGGGCAGGCGCUCCCGGAGCACAUCCGACAGACCUUCCGCGACGGCUUCUACAACGAGUACAUGCAGCGUGUCCUGGCCUACAUGGGGGACCAGGGCGUCAAGAUGGGCGACUUCAAGACUGUGUACGAGAACAUCCCCCUGUCCCCCGGCAUGCUGGAUCUCUUCCAGUUCCUCUCCAAGAACCACGAGCUCUUCGAGAUCAUCCUCAUCUCCGAUGCCAACAUGUUCGGCAUCGAAUGCAAACUGAGGGCGGCCGGUUUCUACUCUCUCUUCCGCAAGAUCUUCAGCAACCCGUCGGGCUUUGACAAGAGGGGAUACUUCACCUUGGGGCCCUACCACAGCCACAAGUGCCUUGACUGCCCGGCCAACAUGUGCAAACGCAAAAUCCUCACGGAGUACCUGGCGGAGAGAGCCCAGGAGGAGGUGGAGUUUGAGAGGGUCUUCUACGUGGGGGAUGGUGCCAAUGACUUCUGCCCUUCUGUGAGUUUGACUUCAGCUGACGUGGCUUUCCCACGGAAGGGUUACCCCAUGCACCGCAUGACCCAAGAGAUGGAGAAGAAGCAGCCUGGAGCCUUACAGGCCACUGUUGUUCCCUGGGAGUCGGCCACAGAGGUUGCCCGUUAUCUCCAGGAGCUCCUCAAGAAGAAAUGUUGAGGGAGCCUUGCAAGAGACUUGCUUACUACAAGCAGCUGAGAAAGGAGAAGCUGGGGGAGGGGUCACGUCCUGUAUCCCCUGCUCCUCGGCACUGCUCACUCAGCCCCACUUCUGGGAUGCUUUCCUGCCUUUCCUCUCCGAGCUCCUUCCUCCCCAAGUGAUUAAAGCACUUUCUCUAGGUUCCCCCCUUCUCCCUCCCUCACCAUGUCGAGAUGAAGCCUUCUCUAUGCAGCUCAGACAUCUACUCCAGCAUGAGUGUUUACCAACACUAAUGGUGAUUUUGUUUCUUUUUUUUCUAUGUAUUGAUUGGGGAUUUUUUUCUUUCCUUUUUAACGUCACAAAAUCAACUCCUCAAAGGCCAGAAGCCAGCUCCUGGCAGGCUGAGCCCUGCACAUGCUUCCUCCUGCCUUCACCCUCCUCGUCUGCCCCACGCCAGGAGCUGCGUGCUGUUGCCUUGGGCCUUGAUGCUCAGGGGCUCUUUGUCUCUUUCGGAGGCCCCUGGAAAUUUGAUGUGGGGAAUUCAUGCUGCCCAGGCUCCCCAGCUUGCUCUCUGCACCCCGCCUUGGCAGGGCAGGCCUGGCUCAGCUGCUGAGCCUCGUGCUGGAGGGAAUCGUGCCCUGAGACUUUAUUCUCCAAAAAACCAUGGAACUGGAAACCUUUUGGGAAGGUGGUACCUUGGAAAAACAAAACAAAACAAAGCAAACACCCUCCUUUAGUCCCUCCCCACCCAUUUGCCCAGCACCUGGGCAUAGCAACCACCUCUCUCUGUGGGGAAGGAGGACCUGUUGUUGCCUUCCGCCUCCAUCCUCUGCUGCUUCUUCAAGGGCAAAACAUCCUCCAUGUCCCUGUGCAGAGAGGUUCCUCCUUGGCCCGAGCCAUUGCCACUCAUCUCCUCCUGUUUGUUGGAUCCUAUCAACAGCCCCCCCCUGCUCAGGGGCCGAUUUCCCUUCUGACCUGGUCAAGAGAUGCCAAAUCUCCCAGCAGGAGGUCUGGUGCUGUGGCACUUCUCCUGGCAUCCAAAGGCCAACAACCCCCCCCCUGCCCCCUUGCCCACUGCAGUAUUAAUUGCCCCUUCUAAUUGCACUCUGCAGGUGGGGGACAGACCUGCAGUAUUGGCUGCUCUCUGGUGUUGGCAUCUCCUGGAUUUAUCCACAGCCUUACCAGCCCCUGAGGCUGGCUCAGCCUCCUCCAAAGCAUAGAAACCCUGACAGCAAACCUGAGCAGUAAGGAAAUAACCAAAGCAGCCCUGACUUGUUCCUCCUCUGUUUAAUUUCCCCCACUCCUGUGUUUUUCCUCCUCCAGACCCUGUUCAACUGUGUGGAACUUAAAGCCAUGGAAUUAAAAGAAUACAUAUAUAUGUAUAUAGAUAGAUACCUAUAUAUUGCAGAUACAAACAACAUCUGUAUCCAGGACAUAAACCUGGGUGUGAAACAGAUCGCUGCAUUGCA